AUGUCGGGGCUUAAUGACCCCGCAACAGGCCAACCUCUCCCCGCCGAUGCCAUCCAGCGUGUCCUCUACGUGUGCCAUCCCGUUCACGUCUACGCGAUCCCGCCUUUAAUGUCCAUGAAAGGCUACACGGCCGCUGACUGGACUGUGCCCGACCCCCAGAACGAAGGCAAAACAAAAGAGAUAUUUGCCGCACGGCUUCGCAUUCUGGAGACUGCUUACCCGAUUCCUGCUCCUAGGUCCCGGGUAAGACCCGGAAGCCCCCUUUCUGCAAGCCCGAGUGAGGACUCGCAGGAGAAGGUGAAAACGGAUAUCCUGCUGGAAGAUUCGAAUACGGGUGAUUUGUUCGCCGCCGCGCCGUAUACCGACGCCAGCGUUGUGGAGCACACGAUCGACUCAUCGCGCUUUUUCGCUCUCCGAGUGGUUGGCGAUGGGCGAAAGGCUGUUCUAGGGAUUGGAUUCGAGGAUCGAAGUGAGGCGUUCGACUUUGGUGUUGCGCUGCAGGAGGCGAGAAAAGUCCUGGGCUUCCCGGCAGCUGGUGACGAUAAUAAGAAUGCUACUGCUCGUUCGCAAAGACCUGCCCUGCUGCCUCCGUCAGGAGCGGGCAGGAGGCUUGGGAUGACACCCAUGAGAGGUAGGAUGGGCAAGAGUUCUCCCAGGGCGAGUCAACAAGCUGUCCCGCAAGAACCUUCCGAGAAGCCUGAUAACAAGCCGAAGGACUAUAGUCUGAAGCCGGGACAGACUAUUACCGUGAAUAUCGGCAAUCGAGCAAACAUCGAUACAGGAUCUCCGUCGGCUUCGGCUACGGAGCAGGAGGAUCAGAAGGCACUAUUCUCAAUCCCUCCGCCUCCAGGGGUAAGCUCCUUGGGUGGUACCUCCGGUGACAAUACGAUCCCCUUUCUCCCCCCACCUCCUAGCUCAAAAGAUAGCCGAGUGGACCGGCGACGAAGACCCCCAUCAACACAGGGUGUUGGCCCCAGCGGGUUUGCCGAGGAGAAGGCUGGCUCGACAGUAACAGUUCCUCAUGAGGAUGACGAUUUUGGAGAGUUCCAAUGA
Ophidiomyces ophidiicola is the source of this 1053-nucleotide messenger RNA. RefSeq lists its product as uncharacterized. Gene Ontology annotation, cellular component: clathrin vesicle coat; membrane. The coding region runs from base 1 to 1053 and encodes 350 amino acids. The record is from RefSeq and is a predicted model, not a curated record. NCBI's taxonomy places the organism in Eukaryota, Fungi, Ascomycota, Eurotiomycetes, Onygenales, Onygenaceae. Gene Ontology annotation, biological process: endocytosis. The transcript has a single exon.